Hevea brasiliensis (rubber tree) is the source of this 1567-nucleotide messenger RNA. RefSeq lists its product as uncharacterized. The record is from RefSeq and is a predicted model, not a curated record. The transcript is spliced from 2 exons. Bases 458 to 1204 code for a protein of 248 amino acids. Lineage: Eukaryota; Viridiplantae; Streptophyta; Magnoliopsida; Malpighiales; Euphorbiaceae.
UCCUAUUGAAAUUGGAGCAAAUAGUAAUGAAGGAAGGGGUAUUUUGCCGCUGCCGAAGGGGAAAGAAAAUGGGGAUUCUGGUAAUAGUUCUCAGGGGCAUAAGAGUUCUUGUAAUUUGAGGAAUUCUGCGAUGAAAUUGAAGGUAGAUGUUCCCCAAUUUGAUGGUAGUAAUCCGAGAGGAUGGGUAAGAAAAUGCCAGAAAUAUUUCCAAGUUUAUGAUGUGACUGAGGAACAAAAAGUGGAAGUAGCUUCUUUAUUUUUGGGGGAAAAAGCUGACAUUUGGUUCCAAGGUUAGCAAGUCAGUAGACCAACUGCAUCUUGGAGUGAAUUUGCAGAAGAGUUAUGCAAGAGAUUUGGGAAGUUGACUGUAACUGAUGUAGUUGAGGAGUUUAACAAGUUAAAUCAAGAAGGUUCAGUAUUGGAUUAUCAGGAGAAGUUUGAGGAGCUUAAGGCUUUAAUGUUGAAGUAUAAUCCAGGUCUAUCCGAACCUUAUUUUAUCUCUAGUUUCAUCAGCGGGUUGAGUGAGGAAUUGAGACCUGUAAUUAAAAUGUUUAGACCUGAAUCAUUGUUGCAAGCCUUUGAACAAGCAAAAUUGCAAGAGCAAUCCAUUGAGGCUAUUUUGAGAAAACAAAAGCCAUAUAUUAGGCCAUACUUCAAUUCCUACAACACAAGAAAUGCUCAGUUUAGAAAUGCCAAUCCCACAUCUAAACCUAAUUUCUCUACUGCAAACCCAAGUUCUUCUUUCUCUAAACCAAUCUCUGUUGCUGAAUUGGAGAAACCAUCCUCAAAGUUUAUUAACUCUGACUUGAAAAAGGGUAAUAAUAGUUGUUUUAAAUGUGGAGACAAGUAUUACCCUGGUCAUCAAUGUAAGACUCAACAAAUAUUAGCAUUGCAGGCUGAUGAAGAGGGAUUGGAAGAAGUGGGAAAUAUGGGGGGAGAGGAGGACUAUGAAGGUGAGGGAGAGGAGGUUGAGAUCUCCAUGCAUGCCUUAGAUGGCAGUAUUUCUCCAAAUACAUUGAAGAUUAGAGGGAAGAUAGACAAGCAGUCAAUUGUCAUAUUAAUUGACAGUGGAAGCAUAUAUAGUUUCCUGGAUUAUAAAAUUGCUAAAGAGUUGGGAUGUAGGAUGGUAAAAGCCCCUCCACUUUCUGUGACAGUAGCAAAUGGUCACAAGAUGGUUAGUAGAUUCAAGUGUGUUGGGUUUUAGUGGAAUAUGUAGGGUCAUUCCUUCUUUUUCAACAUAAGAUUGUUGGAUUUGGGUGGUUACUUGGAGUGGAUUGGAUGAGGUCUUAUAGUCCAAUCACUUUCGAUUUUCAAAACCUAAAAGUUUCAUUUCAAAAGGAAGGGAAGCAAAUUGACCUUAUUAGGGUGACUGAGGAAGGUUCAUUAAAACUGAUGACAGGGAGGCAAUUACAGAAAUUGUUCAGGAAGGGACUUUCUGCAAAAAGGCAUAAUGAAGUUGCUGGGAUUGGAUUAUUCAAUCAAUUACGGGUCUGGGCAUGAAAACAAGGCUGUUGAUGCCUUAUCUAGAUAUGCCUUGACUGAUCAGCAAGGAGAACUGCAAGCCAUU